AUGGAUUCGUUCAACAUCGGUUCGUCACCACCCCCGCCACGCCGCCUCGAACCCGAUCCUUUCGCGCGUCUCUCAGACGAUCUCGUCGCUCACAUACUCGCUCUCGUCGCCUCCAACGGAUUCCGUUUCCACCCCAAACCGUGCCUCACAACCGCCGCUGCUACUUCUGACGCCGCCACUACCGCCGCCGCCGCCGCCGCUGUCGCCGUUUCUGCCGCUGCGGAGGCUAAUGCCGGUGGAGACGGGAGUGACGGUGCCGGCAACAGCGAGGACGACGAUGCUCGUGGCGAAAAGAGCGAGGACGAGCUGCACGAGUGCAUUGAGCGGGCAGUGAAGAAACCGUGCGCGCGUUUCGUACGCGUUGUUGAGCUCACCACCGCCAUAGCUCUCGAGGCCGCAGCGACCGCCGCCAACUACGAUCGAACCAUGACGGUCCCUAUCGACCCGGACAAACCGAACUCACCGUCAGCUGUGCAUAUCCUCGCCUCCGCCUUUCCGCCCUCCCCCUCCGGAGCCCGCACGACCUCCACGCUCCUUCCGCCUCCGCUUCCCUGUCCGCUUCCGCUUCCGCCGUUCACCGUGUUCCACCACGCACUCGUGUGCAAGCGAUGGCUCCGCUUGGCGCGCUUCAGCCUCCCCGCCAUCCUCCUGCAAGCCGACCAUCGCCUUUCCACCCAAACCUUCCGCUCCUUCCUCUCCUCCCCACCUCCUCCUUCCGCCUCAUCCCCUCCCCUACCCCUCUCCCUCUCCCUUGCCCCUCCCACUCCCGCCUCCGCCUCCGCCGUUUCCCACUCCUUUCCCCUCCACUCCCCGCUCACCCUGCAGCACCUGCACAUCGGCCCAUCGGCUCUAGACGCCAUAACAGAAGAUCUCCUUUACUCCAUCGCCACGGGAUGCGCGCCCUCCCUCACGCACAUGUCGCUGUACCGCCACAGGAACCUGCGCUCCUGGCAGCGGGAGCUCCUCGUUGAAUACCCUGACGACGCCGUCGCGACAGUAACAGAGCCCGCCGUUACCGCCCUUUUCGCCGCAUGCCGCCGCCUGGUCAGCCUGAAACUCACACUGCCUCUGUGCCUGCCCGAGCUGCCCGCUUCCGUGAGUCUCCUGCAGCGGCUGACGAGACUGGAAGUUUCGUGCGGCCAGCUCGAUUAUUUUUCCAGGGCGGUCGAUGAUGGUGAUGAUGAUGCCGCUACGACGUCAGAGCCCGAGGCGCGGUUCCCCGAGGGCGUUGGUUCGCUGUCCGCGUUACGGUCGCUUAGCAUCCGCGCUGCUUGCAUACGCGCCCUCCCGCACUCCCUCUCCCGCCUCCGCUCCCUCACCUCGCUGAAACUCGACGGCUGCAGUUCCCUCCGGCAGCUGCCCGACGGUCUCGGGCAGCUAAAAAAACUGCAAUACCUGGAGCUGGCGGGCUCAUUUCACAUGCAAUCCCUGCCCGACUCUAUCGGCCUCUUGUCUUCCCUCGAAACCCUCCACCUGCGCGCGAUCGCUGUCAGCACUUUCCCAGACUCCUUCGCCCACCUCUCCUCCCUCAAACGCCUCUUUAUCUCUAGCAUCCAGCACCUGCGAUCGCUUCCUGACUGCGUCGGAAAGCUGCCCUCACUGCAAGAACUGACCAUCAAGUCUUGCUCUUCCUUAUCCGCCCUCCUGCCCUCGCUCUCCGCCCUCUCCUCCCUCACUGCGCUCACCGUUUAUCACUGCACUGCCCUCGCCUCGUUACCGGAGGAUAUUGGUGACGCUCCCCGCCUCGCAUCCCUCGUUCUCGACAAGCUUAACUCCCUUACGGCUAUUCCGGACUCUCUCGGUCUCCUCUCCUCCCUAACGCACCUUCACGCGGCGGGGUGUAUGGUUCUAGCGUCGCUGCCGGCGUCUGUCGCGGGGAUGAACUCCCUCUCUCGCCUGCAGCUUCUCGAGUGCUCUUUGAGAUCGCUACCCGAAGAUUUCGGGCAGCUGUCCGCGCUGACCGAGCUGCAUUUGAACAAAGUGGCCUGCGAUUUGCCGGGAUCAUUCGUUCAGCUGCUGAAGCUGCGGCGGCUCAUUGUAGAUCGCUGUGCGUUUCGGCACCCUCUGCCGGCCACUCUCACUCAGCUUGAAAACCUUACCCUCCAUGGCUCCCUCACUCACCUCCAACGCCUUCAUCUCACCCACAUGCAACUUUUCAACCUGCCCGAGGACCUCGGGCAGAUGCAAGGGCUGCACGUUGUAACCGUAGACAAUGCGCCGAAGCUAUCAACUCUGCCCGCCUCCCUCACCCUCCUCACCUCCCUGCAGCACCUCAUGGUCUCCGACUGUGAGAGCUUUUCCUCUCUACCAGAAGACGGAUUCGGCAAUCUCUCCUCUCUCAUCUCUCUCACGCUGAAAAACCUGCCACGGCUGCUCAAGCUGCCCGCGGCCGUCUCUCGCCUGGCUUCGCUGCAUGUGCUGAACGUGCAGAAGUGCGAAAGGUUGAGCGAGCUACCCGAGGGGUUGGAGAGCGCGAGGAGCUUGCGGGAGGUGCAUUUGGAGAGGUGCAACGAUUUGAGGGACUUGCCCGAGGAGCUGCUGGCGCGCGCAGGGAGGAUUCAGAUGCAUAGAUACAGUAGAAUGAACUUUUGA
Closterium sp. Naga37s-1 is the source of this 2592-nucleotide messenger RNA. NCBI's taxonomy places the organism in Eukaryota, Viridiplantae, Streptophyta, Zygnematophyceae, Desmidiales, Closteriaceae. The record is from the annotation of a GenBank genome assembly.